Molecule: messenger RNA, 474 nt
Organism: Fomitopsis serialis
Lineage: Eukaryota; Fungi; Basidiomycota; Agaricomycetes; Polyporales; Fomitopsidaceae
Exons: 1
Biological process (GO): proteolysis
Molecular function (GO): cysteine-type endopeptidase activity
Source: RefSeq, a predicted model, not a curated record
AUCUUUGCACUUGUCAUCGCCAUCGACAAGUACAAGGACCCGAAGAUCACUUCGCUGGAAGGCUGCGUCAAUGACGGUGACGACUUUGUCGACUUCCUCACGGAGACUCUGCAGGUCCCCUCCAAACAGAUCGCCAGACUCAGCAACGAGAAAGCUACGCGUAGCGAGAUUCUUCGUCGCUUUGAAGAACAUCUCAUCUCCAACCCUGACAUCAGCCGCGGAGAUGCCCUGGUGUUCUUCUACGCCGGCCACGGGGAUCGCGAAAGGGCGCCUGACGGUUGGGCGGCUUCGCAGGGCGACACGAUCGAGACGAUCUGCCCGUAUGAUGUUCACACAACGAACAGAAACGGGGGAGUCAAUGGCAUCCCGGGCCGGACGUUCGAUGGGCUCAUGCGGCGUUUGGCGCACGAGAAAGGAGACAACAUAGUAAGCACCUUAUCUGGUAUCCCUAUCUCAGUACUUACUAGACACUGA